AUGGAGACCGUCCUUUUCCUUGGCGCAACGGGCGGAGUGACUAAUUCGAUCCUUGUCUCUGCCCUCCAGUCCGCCCCGUCCUCCACUCAUUGCGUCGCCCUCGUCCGAACGCCGCAAAAGCUGAGAGCCAUGCUCGAAGCUCAGAACUUGACCCAGCAACAGCUCUCACCAUCACGUCUCACCAUUCUCGCCGGCGACGCACUCGAUACCAAAAGCCUGCGGCAAGGAAUCCUUCAGCAGCCUCCCAACUCGACGUCACCAAGUCCACAACUUCCAGUCGCAAUCGUUACCGGUCUCGGCGGCCUCGGCCAGCUCACCUUCAACACCUGCGCACCGCUUGAGAUCAUCAAGCUCGAGAAUCCACAUAUCUGUACGGAGGGCGCUCAAGCCCUCGUCUCAACUUUGCGUGAGAUCUACUCUACCAUCUCCACAACCCAGAUGAAGCCUCGCCUCAUCUUCAUCUCCACCACAGGCGUCACCCGCGGCCCGGAAGACGUGCCGAUGGCGAUGCGGUUCAUGUACCACAAGUCUUUGGCAGUGCCGCAUAGGGAUAAGAAGGCUAUGGAGGAUGUCUUCCGAGCGGAGGUCGCGAACAAGAGCUGGAAUGUUGGACCUGGCAACCCGAACAAUGAUGGCGUCUUCAAGUCAGCGACUGGUAUUAGACCGACGCUGCUGUCAGGCGGAACCGGUGCAGAGGCGUUGGGAAGUGGGAAGGGUUGGGAGAAGGUCAAGGCUGGGACUGAGGCGAAGCCCCAGCUGGGCUAUAACAUCGCGAGGGUCGAUGUUGGGGAGUGGGUAUGGAUGCGGGUGUUGAGAAAGUUUCUGAGCAAUGGUGAGGAGAACGAGGAGGAGCUGAAAGGGCAGAAGUGGGAGGGCGAGAUGUGCAGUUUGACGACAUAG
Molecule: messenger RNA, 900 nt
Organism: Cyphellophora attinorum
Lineage: Eukaryota; Fungi; Ascomycota; Eurotiomycetes; Chaetothyriales; Cyphellophoraceae
Exons: 1
Coding region: 1-900 (299 amino acids)
Source: RefSeq, a predicted model, not a curated record